AUGCUUCCCUCCCUCGGCUCGCGCCCCCCCCGGGAGCCGGACUUCUCGGCCCUCCCGCGGCAUGCGCAUGAGAUGUCCCCCGCGCAGCAGGCCCAGCUGAUGCACCUGUCCCUCCAUCGGGCCAUCAUGGCGCCGAAUGUGCCGGGCGUCAGUGCUGAUCGCUUUGCCUUUGCCGUCGACGAGGAGCUCCGGGCCCUGCGCGCCUGGUACUUCCAGGAGCUGCACGCCUGGCGGCCACUGGUCACGGUGACCCGGUUCGCCGGGCACCCGCACCACUUCCACGGGCCGGCAUAUGGCGGCCACCCGGCGGCCGGGGUCUGGGCCGGCCCGUUCGAUCUCCUGCGCGAUGGGCCGCGCUCCAUGCUCGACCGGAUCCUCUCCCAGCGCCAGGCCCUCGAGGAUCUCCUGCUGCCGGGGGGCCUCUUCGGGCCCGGGCCCGGGGCCCCGCCCCCGCUGCUGGAUGGCGCCUCCGACGAGGCGGCCUCCGAGCAGGGGCACCGCCGGCCGCGCGGCUACGACCAACUGGCGGCCGAUCUGCUGGGCCAGCUCCAGGACACCAUCCUCGGGAAUUUGCCCUUCCCCUCGCCCUGGGGCCCGGUGGUGUCGCCUCCGCCCCCGGUCCCGGCCGAAUCGUCGCUCUACGAAUUCCCCUACCUCGGUGAGGAGGCCGAGCAGCAGCAGCAGCAGCAGCAGGCCAUGGCCGCCACCACCGGCUCUCCCUGGUGGAUGCCCCCCCCUCCGGAGCACCGCCCCCAGUCAUCGGGUCACACCGGCGCCCCGGUCGAGCCCCAGGUGGAGACCGUCUACGAGGAUGUCAACGGCUCCCGGACCAAGGUCACCACCACGCGCUACAACGAUGGCCGCAUGUCCUACCAGGUGGUUGUCCGGACGAAGGUCGACCCGAAUGCCCCGAUCGAGGAGGCGUCCACGCCGGCCGUCGUGUCUCCCGAGGACACCCCGGCUGGCCGGGCGAAGUGA
Messenger RNA from Fonticula alba, 978 nucleotides. RefSeq lists its product as hypothetical. NCBI's taxonomy places the organism in Eukaryota, Rotosphaerida, Fonticulaceae. The record is from RefSeq and is a predicted model, not a curated record. The transcript has a single exon. The coding region runs from base 1 to 978 and encodes 325 amino acids.